Eimeria mitis is the source of this 669-nucleotide messenger RNA. RefSeq lists its product as uncharacterized. The transcript has a single exon. Gene Ontology annotation, biological process: translation. Gene Ontology annotation, molecular function: structural constituent of ribosome. Gene Ontology annotation, cellular component: ribosome. The record is from RefSeq and is a predicted model, not a curated record. The coding region runs from base 1 to 669 and encodes 222 amino acids. NCBI's taxonomy places the organism in Eukaryota, Apicomplexa, Conoidasida, Eucoccidiorida, Eimeriidae.
AUGGAGCUGCAUAUACACCCCAGAGUGUACGCUGCCUUUCUCAUCUGUCUUUGGUUGUUUGCUGCUGCUGCAGCAGCAGCAGCAACAGCAGCAGCAGCAGCAACCCCUGCUGCUGCUGCAGCAGCAGCAGGGGUUUCUGAGAAACCCUUCAUUGAAGAAUUUGCAGCAGCAGCAGCAGCAGCAGAAGCAGCAACAGCAACAGCAGCAGCAGCAGCAGCAACCCCUCGUAGGCUCAGCAGCAGCGUAGAUGUCAGAGAGCAGCAAGAGGAGCCCCUCCCUCCUUCUGUUGCAGCAGCAGCAGCAGAAAUAGCAUCUGCAGCAGCAGCAGCAGAAAGAGCAGCAGCAGCAGCAGCAGCAGAGAGUGCAUCAGCAGCAGCAGCAGCAGCAAAAAGGGCUGCACUAGCAGCAGCAGCAGCAGCAGCAGCAGAAACUGCAGCAGCAAAAGAACAGCAGCAGCAACCACUGAGUGUUGCUGAUAGAAUACGCCUUAAAUUUCAUUCUAAUAAAUUAUUUGACGAAGACGAACCAGCAGCAGCAGCAGCAGCAGCAGCAGCAGCAGCAGCAGCAGCAGCAGCAGCAGCAGCAGCAGGAGCAGCAGCAGCAGCAGCAGCAGCAGCAGCAGCAGGAGCAAGAAUACAGUCUAGAGAAAGGAAACGAAGAAGAAAAUAA